AUGGAAGGAUGCACAGUGGAUAAAGAUGAAGGAACACUUUCCUUUGCGCGUUGGGCCUACGACGAAGCCAUGCGCCGCUGGGAAAUUAUCAUGCACCCAUACACUGAUUUGACCGUCGAACCUAUCUGGUAUCUAAAGGAGCCGGUCAUUGAACCCCUGAUGUCGAUUCUCAUGCAAAAUGACCACAUCGUCGAUCCCGGUGCACUAUCGAGAUUCACAUGGGAACGAGAUUUCUACGAUAUAUUGGCCGACAAAUGGAUUGUUUGGACUGACUCCAAUUCUCUCAAAGAAGGACAUUUGCACACCAAAACCAAGUUGGGUGGUGCAAAAGACAAUACUUCAGAUAAUAUAAGGGCUCUCAUCCACAGGCACAGGCAGGGUUCAGAUAUUGUAGCCCGCUUGUCUCCGGGUGAAAGCAAUGGCUGCCCUCUAUUGGUCUCGCAGAGAGGAUUACGACUAGCGCAAGCUCGAAGAGAACUGCGCAAUAACAAACGGGUUUCAAGACAAGUUGCACCUUGGUUUCCAGAGAAUGCGGAGGUUGAUGCUAUUUUCGACGCAUGGCAAAGGAAUAUUCUGCUCGAGACCAAACGGGUCCCCCAUGACAACAUCGAUAACAAUUAG
This is a messenger RNA of Fusarium odoratissimum NRRL 54006, 621 nucleotides long. RefSeq lists its product as uncharacterized. The record is from RefSeq and is a predicted model, not a curated record. Lineage: Eukaryota; Fungi; Ascomycota; Sordariomycetes; Hypocreales; Nectriaceae. The transcript has a single exon. The coding region runs from base 1 to 621 and encodes 206 amino acids.